GGCGGGGGGUAUCGGAGACUUUCUCACAGUACGGUCGAGAAACGAUCCCUUCUUUGCGCUGAGGACGGCCUUUGAUUUCGGGUUCUUCAUCGUCAUUGUUGUCAUUGUGCUGAAGAUGGUCUUUGGUGUCAUCGUAGAUACCUUUGGACAGUUGAGAAAGGAAAAUUCUGAACGGGACGAGAGCAAACUCAACACUUGCUACAUCUGCGGGCUGCAUCGCCGGCGCUUUGACGGUGCUUCGGUGACGUUCGAGGAUCACACACAGUACUACCACAACACACUGUCGUAUGUGUACUUCUACGUCUACCUGCGAGUCACCCCGGAUACCGAUUUAACCGGGCCAGAGAAGUACGUGAAGCACAGGCUGCAAACACGUACGAUUGAUUGGGUGCCCAUUCUGCGCACAUGGCAACUGCCACAGGAACAGGAGUCCAAUGCAAAGACCAAGGCUACUUUACGCAGUCAGGUGGUCACGUUGAGG
Messenger RNA from Sphaeroforma arctica JP610, 481 nucleotides. RefSeq lists its product as hypothetical. The record is from RefSeq and is a predicted model, not a curated record. The annotation marks the transcript as partial. Lineage: Eukaryota; Ichthyosporea; Ichthyophonida. The transcript is spliced from 3 exons. Gene Ontology annotation, biological process: calcium ion transport.